Molecule: messenger RNA, 1558 nt
Organism: Prosopis cineraria
Lineage: Eukaryota; Viridiplantae; Streptophyta; Magnoliopsida; Fabales; Fabaceae
Product: fasciclin-like arabinogalactan protein 7
Exons: 2
Coding region: 585-1370 (261 amino acids)
Source: RefSeq, a predicted model, not a curated record
GUGGAGUUUCUGAAUCUGCUUGUCUAGAUCUGUGUCUUUAUCGUGGGUUCAUGUGCAUUGUGUGUCUCUGCGUGCUUGACUGUUCUAAUUGUGGGUACCUGCUGCUUUAUUUGACUUGAGUUUCCCAACAAAUUUCCUGGGAAAAUGUGCUUCUAAUGGAUUUGAUUUGCGUGAUGAGGAAUUUAUAAUAAGCAUUAAGAAACCUUUUUCUUGGGUUUCUGAGCUGUGUUUCUCCAUUCUUCGGGAUUUAACUAGCUCGUUCUAAUCUGUCACUCUCUCGUAGCGUCUGGGUCAGCAGAGCCAAGACAACAGAGCACAUUUAAAUCUUCUUCGCUUUCAUCGGAUCUGCAUUUUCAUCGCUUUUCUUUUUCACUUUUCUAAUAUCGUAGCUCUGCAUUUGGAUUUCCUUGCUUAGUUCGUUUUAUACUCUUAGAUCUUCUCUUAUUCAGUUCUAAUCCUCUUCCUCACUCUCGCUUUUCUUUGUCUCAGUCAACUUCUGUAAGAUCUGGUUUUGGCAAUUACGUUACUCUCUUUAGGGAAGCCAAAAAAUAAGGGAAUUUGGAGAGACCAAUCAUAUUGUUAAUAUGGAGUUUUCCAUGAUCUUCACAUUCAGCACUGCUCUGCUGCUUCUCUUGUCACCAGGAUUUGGCAAAACUGGUAGCCCCCCUUCACUGAGCCCCACCCCGGCACCGGCACCUGCACCGGACUAUGUGAACCUUACCGACCUCCUCACGGUGGCCGGUCCAUUCCACACCUUCCUUGGCUACCUACAAUCCACCAAAGUCAUUGACACCUUCCAAAACCAAGCCAACAACACAGAAGAAGGAAUCACCAUCUUUGUACCUAAAGAUAGUGCCUUCUCAUCCCUCAAAAAGCCUUCACUUUCUAAACUCACACCAGACCAACUCAAACAAGUCAUCCUCUUCCAUGCCUUGCCACAUUUCUAUGCACUUGCUGACUUCAAGAACCUCAGCCAAACCAGCUCAACCCCAACAUUCGCUGGCGGCGAUUAUACUCUCAACUUCACAGACAAUUCCGGGACUGUCCACGUUAACUCUGGAUGGUCUCUCACGAAAGUGAGCAGUGCUGUUCAUGCUACCGACCCAGUGGCCGUGUACCAAGUUGAUAAGGUCCUUCUUCCUGAAGCCAUCUUCGGGACUGACAUUCCUCCAACUCCGGCUCCUUCACCAGCUCCUGAGAUAGCUCCUGCGGCAGAUUCACCAGAUGCAAAAUCUGCAGAUACCAAGUCUGCUAAAUCUUCUUCUCCAUCAUCUUCACCUGAUGAGGCUGCUUCUCACAGGACCAUCUUCAGUUUGGGCAACUUUGUUCUGGCAAUUUCUUCCAUGGCCAUCAUGGUUGUGUUCUUAUGAUCGUGAUGAUGGGGAAGGGGAUUCAUUGAAUCUUUUUUAAUUAAUUUAAACAAUUCUAUGUCUGUAUAUCUGGGGAUUACAUGAUGACGAUGUUGCAGUUUGCUGCUUUGAUUUGAAUUCAUAUAUUUUUUUGGUUGAACAUAUGAGAUGUUAUUGAAUUAUAUUAUGAGAAUGUGCUUUAUUCCUAA